Messenger RNA from Neopelma chrysocephalum (saffron-crested tyrant-manakin), 2229 nucleotides. Its product is annotated as leucine zipper putative tumor suppressor 1-like. The transcript is spliced from 3 exons. Lineage: Eukaryota; Metazoa; Chordata; Aves; Passeriformes; Pipridae. Bases 34 to 1878 code for a protein of 614 amino acids. The record is from RefSeq and is a predicted model, not a curated record. Gene Ontology annotation, biological process: regulation of synaptic plasticity; regulation of dendrite morphogenesis. Gene Ontology annotation, cellular component: dendritic spine.
GAGCUCAGGCGGGCCCUGCCCCCUGGGACCAGCAUGGGCAGCGUGAGCAGCCUGAUCUCCGGGCACAGCCUGCACAGCAAGCACUGCCGCGCCUCCCACUACCGCCUCCGAAAGUCCUCCCACCUCAAGAAGCUCAACCGCUACUCGGACGGGCUGCUCCGCUUCGGCUUCUCCCAGGACUCCGGCCACAAGUCCGGCUCCAAGAGCAGCAAGAAUGAGGACUUCUUCUACAUCAAGGUCAGCCAGAAGUCCCACGGCUCCCACCGGGACUACACCUCCCUGGCCGGAGGGGAGCUGGGCCAGGCCGGCGGCAGCGGCAUCAACUUCGGGACGCCCACGCCGCAGAAGCUGCUGCCCUUCCCCAGCCAGCUGGAAGUGGGUGUGGACAAGCCUCCUGCCCGUCCCACCGCCUUCAAGCCGGUGCUGCCGCGCUCGGGGGCCAUCCUGCACUCCUCCUCCCCCCCCGAGAGCGGGGGGCACCUCCCCCCGCCCCUGCACCCCCCGGAGAAAGCCAAGGAGCAGGAGCUGAAGCCCGUGCUGUGCUCGGGGGGUCUGUCUGACUCGGGCAGGAACUCCAUGUCCAGCCUCCCCACCCACAGCACCAGCAGCAGUUACCAGCUCGACCCCCUCGUCACCCCCAUGGGCCCCAUGAGCCGCUUCGGGGGCUCUGCCCACAACAUCCUGCAGUGUGCCAUCAUCCAGGACAGCAACAUGAUGAGCCUCAAGGCCAUGUCCUUCUCCGACGGGGGCAACAAGAUCCUGAACCCCGGCAAAGCCCCUCACCACCACCACGGAGCCGCGGAGAAAAGCGCCUGCGUCCGCUCGCCCAUCUCCACCGACGAGUCCACCAUCCAGGAGCUGGAGCAGAAGCUGCUGGAGAGGGAGGGGGAGCUGCAGGAGCUUCAGUCGAGCUUCGAGGAGAAGGAAAUCAGCUCCUGCCAGGCCUACGAGGAGAAGCAGCGGCGCUGCAAGGAGGAGCUGGAGGGCCUCAAGCAGAAGUGCAACAGCAAACUCAAGCAAACCUCGCAGAAGACGCAGCGCACGCAGCAGGUCCUGCACCUCCAGGUGUUCCAGCUGCAGCAGGAGAAGCAGCAGCUCCGGGAGGAGCUGGAGAAACUCAUGAAGGAGCAAAACCUGCUGGAGACCAAGCUGAGGUCCUACGAGAAGGAGAAGACCAGCUUCGCCCCGGCGCUGGAGGAGACCCAGUGGGAGGUGUGCCAGAAAUCCGGGGAGAUCUCCCUGCUGAAGCAGCAGCUGAAGGAGUCCCAGACGGAGCUCAACACCAAGACCACCGAGAUCCUCGGCCUGAAGGCGCAGCUGAAGGAGGUGAGGGCGAAGAUGGAAGGGCUGGAGAUGAAGACCCAGGAGCUGGAGGUGUCCCUGCGCACCAAGGCCAUGGAGCUGGAGGUGUGCGAGAACGAGCUGCAGCGCAAGAAGAACGAGUCGGAGCUGCUGCGGGAGAAGGUGAACCUGCUGGAGCAGGAGAUCCUGGACCUGCGCACGGAGCUCGCCGUCCUCAGGGAGCAGCUGAGCGAGGCCCGGGAGGGCUCCAGGCCCUGUGCCGGGCUGGAGGAGGCCCAAGCCCUGCAGGGAGAGGUGGAGAGGCUGCGGGCGGAGCUGGAGGCCGAGCGGGACAACAACGAGCAGAUGACCUCCGGCUUCCAGCACGAGCGGCAGACGUGGAAGGAGGAGAAGGAGAAGGUGAUCCACUACCAGAAGCAGCUGCAGCAGAGCUACCUGCACAUGUACAAGAGGAACCAGAACCUGGAGAAGAUGCUGCAGCAGCUGGCGGCGGGGGAGGACGGCAAGGAGCCCAUCGAGCUGGAGAUCCCCGGCGCCGACGUGCCCUACGAGGACAUCAUCGCCACCGAGAUCUGAGCCUGCCCUGCCCUGCCCUCCCUGCAGCUCGGGGCAGGUGUCCCUCCCUUGGGGGGACACGCUGCCCGUGCCUUGUACAGUCCAGCUGAGCCAUGUAUUUACCUGGGGGGCUCCCGGCCCCGCUCCCUGCCCGCCCCGGUGCUCCCCGUUGCCUGUCGUGUUACAGAGGUGAACAAGCAACUCGUGCCAGUGGUGACAUGCCAGCAGCUCCCCCCGCCCCGGCAGUGCCCCUUCUGCCCCUGGGAGGACUGAGGAGCCGGCGAUGGGGUGGUCAGGGAACAGGAACUCAGCAGAUUUAACUCCCGUCCAUGCACAGCGCCCGAGGGGUGCUCUGCUCCAGGCUCGGAGGGA